CCAUUCGCACGCAAAGGAGCCAAAUCGCCAUAACCUCGAAGCUUCCGUAUAAUUGAAUCGGAGUUAAAACUUCUGCCGUCGGCCACCGCUCUGUCUCGCCGGCUCUCUCCUCGAUCCCUUUGUUUCAACAUUUCUCCAGUAAUCGCGAUUAGGGUUUUCAGAAAAUUUGAUUCGCGAUAUGCCGAUUCGGUGUACUCUGAAUUUCAGAGUUUCGACGGUUUUUCUUCUCGUUUCGACAUUCCUGAGCUGCCAUUCAGGGGGUGUAGAAUCAGCGGUUGUUACGCUUGAUUCCAUCGUAAUUUACAAGACGCACGAGUGGUUAGCAUCAGAACCAACAGUUUAUUUUCAAUGUCAAGGGGGAAAUAAGACGAAAUUGCCUGAUGUACAGAAAGAGCAUGUUUUAUACAGCUUCAACGGUGAAGAAUCAUGGCAGCCACUGACUGAAUUUGAAAGCAAAAAGUGUAAGCGAUGUGGGUUCUAUGAAGAGGACAGCAUUAAAUCUGAUGAUGUAUUUGAAGAAUGGGAGUUCUGUCCAUCUGAUUUUACAGCCCCGGCUGGAAAAUAUGUACGAUUCAAUGCAGAAGAGUUCAAUGCCACCUUUUUGUGCUUGCAGUGCACAGCAUAUUCCAAUGUUACUAGUUCAAGUUUUCCUUCGUAUGACGGAGAAAAGGGAAUGCAUUCUGCUGUAAUCAUAGUGAUCAGUGUUGUGGCUUCAACUGUAUUAAUUCUUGGUAUGGUGGUUGGUUACAAAUAUUGGCAACAAAAGAGAAGAGAGCAAGAUCAAGCCAGGUUUCUGAAGCUGUUUGAAGAUGGGGAUGACAUUGAGGAUGAAUUGGGCCUUAGCGAAGUAAUUUGAGAAUUGGUAUACUUAAAAGAAAAAGAUACUAAUGUACAGAGAUACACUUUUAUUUUAUUAUUAUUUUCUCAAAGUUAAACAACAAA
Messenger RNA from Benincasa hispida (wax gourd), 942 nucleotides. RefSeq lists its product as uncharacterized. NCBI's taxonomy places the organism in Eukaryota, Viridiplantae, Streptophyta, Magnoliopsida, Cucurbitales, Cucurbitaceae. The record is from RefSeq and is a predicted model, not a curated record.